This is a messenger RNA of Chionomys nivalis (European snow vole), 702 nucleotides long. RefSeq lists its product as uncharacterized. Gene Ontology annotation, molecular function: structural molecule activity. The transcript has 2 exons. Gene Ontology annotation, biological process: cell adhesion; bicellular tight junction assembly. The record is from RefSeq and is a predicted model, not a curated record. The coding region runs from base 1 to 702 and encodes 233 amino acids. Lineage: Eukaryota; Metazoa; Chordata; Mammalia; Rodentia; Cricetidae. Gene Ontology annotation, cellular component: bicellular tight junction; plasma membrane.
AUGGAUCUCUUCCCCCUUGAUAAACAAAGAUUUGCCAAUGCGAAGGAGUACAUCUUCAAGUUUAGUGGCCUCCUUUGCAGCCUAUCAGCCUUGGUAUUUGAAAUAGUCAUUGCAAACAGCCAAUUCUGGCGCCUAUGGGAAUUCGACGACAAGUUUGUGCCAUUUGUGUCUCUUGGACUGUGGGAAGCUUACUACCCUCAAGAAUUUAAUGUUUCAGGCACUGUAACCAAGAUUCUGGUGCACACCCCUAUCAAUUCAACAUGGACCAUUUCACCUGAAUUUCAGUAUGCACAGACCCUGAUAAUGUGGGCUGUUUUGAUGAAGCCUGUAGUUCUGAUUUUCAGUGCAAUCGCCAUUAAGUUUGGCUGCAUGAAAGACCCAUUUAUUGAGAUGCAGUUGUAUUGCUACAAGGUUGCUGCCUUAGUUUUGUGUGUUAGCAGCAUCUUCACGUUUGUUUCUGUGAGCUGGAACCACUUUGUAGAUCAUUAUGGCCAAACCACUCUUGACUUUCCACCUGACUUUCCGGUUAAAAAAGAAGCCUUAAUAAACAAACACUAUACUGUUGUGUUCUCAAUAGGGGCACUGAUUGCCACCAUGUCACUCUUUGGUGUGAUAUUCUUUCUCUUUGAGAUAAACUCUUUGAAACGAAAGAAUCAGGUGAAGGCCAAGUGUGCUUCCAUAGUGGCUGAUCAAGAGAUAUAA